CGUCAAAAGGGAACCAGUUUCUCUCUGAGCGCUGUGUGGCUCGCAGCGGGGAGCUGCGAGGGCAGGCAGUCACAUGAUUCGCGCAGAGCCCAGCUGCCCAAUUCCAAUAUGGUGGCCAGCUUGGCAGACCUACGGUUCUUGUUGAUGAUAUUGUUGCUCUGCGGGAGGAUCGGGGACGGCGCCUCCAGCCAGCAAGCCCCGCGAGUUCUGGGGUUGCGACUGGAGGACCCAGAAGGCCGUGUGUAUAUGAAGGAGAGGAUCAUCUCUGCGCCGCAAGGGGCCAGUUUCAUGCUCCGGUUGUUCGGCUCGGAUCUGAAUGGGACCUGGCCGUGGGUGGCGUUCGCUGGGGUUAGACGUGGGGAGGCUGGUGCGGUGGGGGAUGCAGCCGACCCGUGCGGGCAGGAGACCCGCCGUGACACCUCCGCCUUCCAGAUCACCGGGGAGUUCACGGCAGACGAGGAGUACAGCGGGCUGAUAGAGGUAAAGGUGCGGGACAAGAGCAGCAUGUCUCCCGCUGCAUCCUCCACGGGAGGAGGGGAUGAUUCCAACCCGACCUACCACUUGUGCGUGAAGAGCGGGAGUUGGGUGUCAGUGGGACCGGACAGGCUGCGGAUCAACAACGACAAAGGUCUCCCGGCGGACUACAUCCCUCCGUGGGGUGUGGCGGUGCUGAGCGUGCUGCUGAUCCUGGUGUGCGGGGUGCUGAGGAGCGUGAACCUCAGCCUGCUGUGGCUGGACCCUCUGGAGCUCUAUGUCCUGCACAGCUGCGGCUCUGAGGAGGACAAACGGGCCGCCAAACGCCUCGAGCCCAUCCGGAGAAGAGGCAACUUCCUAGUGUGUUCCCUGCUUUUCCUGUGCGCUCUGGGUCAUUCGGUUAUAGGUGUGCUGCUCUACCGGGCCCUGGGUUCCAUAGCGCCCGCAGUCUUCACCAGCGGGUUCCUCAUCUUCCUGGUGUCAGAGCUGGUACCACACAUAGUGUGUUCCGGCUACGGCUUCCAGCUGGCCCCGGGCCUCACCUGGCUGGCACAGGUGUGUAUGGUGCUGACGUGCCCACUGUCGUGCCCACUGGGCCUGGUGCUGGAUCUAGCACUGAGGCGUGACAUCAGCACCUGCGGCGUGAGGGAGAGGGCCAUGGAGAUGAUACGCACCAAUGUCAACGACCCCUACAGUGAAUUUGUGAAGGAGGAGUUUAGCCGUGGUGCGCUGCGCAGUAAGACAGUGGAGGACAUCCUGACUCCGCUCAAGGACUGUUUCAUGCUGUCUUCCACCGCUGUGCUGGACUUCUCCACCAUGUCAGAGAUCAUGCAGAGUGGAUACACACGUGUCCCCAUCUACGAAGAGGAGAGAUCCAAUAUCGUGGAGAUACUGUACGUGAAGGACCUGGCUCUGGUCGACCCUGACGACUGUACUCCCAUGACAACUAUCACCAAGUUCUACAACCACCCUCUGCACUUUGUCUUCAACGACACCAAACUGGACGCCAUGCUGGAGGAGUUCAAGAAAGGAAACUCAGCCCUGGCCAUCGUUCAAAAGGUGAACAACGAGGGGGAGGGAGACCCGUUUUACGAGGUGCUGGGAUUGGUCACCUUGGAGGACGUCAUCGAGGAGAUCAUCAAAUCAGAGAUCCUAGAUGAGUCCGACGGAUACAUCGACAUGAAGGUGAAGCGUCCUCUGGCCCCUCUGGAGAUUUCCCUGGAGCCUCGCAGUGUCCACGAAGAGUUCUCUCUGUUCAAACUUCCUGAGGGCGAACCCAAGAUCCGCACCUCACCCCAGCUACUGCUGGCCACACACCGCUUCCUGUCCAGAGAGGUAGAACACUUCAAUCCAGCCCGCGUGUCAGAGAAGGUGUUAUUCCACCUGCUGCGUCACCCCAGUGUCAACCAGGAAGUCCACUUUGACCCCUCCAACCGCCUGAGCGCAGACCACUACCUUUACACACGCAACCACCCCGUAGACUACUUCAUACUGCUCCUACAGGGCCGUGUGGAGGUAGAGAUCGGUAAAGAGGGCUUGAAGUUUGAGAACGGAGCAUUCACAUACUACGGUGUGUCUGCACUCACAGCGCCAACCUCAGUGCACCAGUCUCCAGUGUCGACCCAGCGUCGUUCUCCCAGGGAUCCGUUUGAGUUGGGAGACGCCACCAGCCCAUCCAGCUACUGUCCCGACUACACCGUCCGUGCCCUCACUGACCUGCAGCUCAUACGGGUGACUCGCAUGCAGUACCUGAAUGCUCUGAUGGCGUCACGUGUUGGCCAGAGCCAAGACCCUUCUGAAAUCAAGAUCCUGCCCAACAGUCAGACCAAGCUGCUCAACGAGAGGAACAUCACCACUCAAGAGUUCCCUGUAAACUUUUCAUUUUUUGACAACAUUGACAACUACUGUUAGUGUUUUCUGUGUGCAUGAGGUGGCAAUAAAUCCCAGGAGAGUUCCACGGAAGAGGAGGCUCAUGGGUAAUGCAGUUCUCUCCCUCAGAACUACGUGUGUUACUCAGACAACCAACCAACCGACCCAGCCACAUGAGGCUGUUUUAGGAGUAGACUUCAAAUGUUUUUAACAGUGAAUAAUUUAUCUCUGAAAUGCAGUGAUUUGAACCUGGUUGGAGUGAGGGUGUGUGUGGUGCUGCUGCACUAUCCUCAGCCGUACUUCUCAUUCAUUAUAAGUUUUGCAUUGAAUCAUCAAUGGUAAUUGUGCGUGUGUGUGCAUACGUGUGUGUGUGCCUCUCCUCCCUAUUGUAAUUUAGCCUCCUUUCCUAAACGUUACAUUGCCUGUUCCUUCAUUAUUAUUUGUGUGCCAAAGCGACUCAACCCCCUGUGGGUGUGCGUGGGUUGUCAAAAUCCAUCCAUCCAAGCAUUAGACAGAGGGUGCAAAAAAACAACGUUAAUUUGCUUUAGUUGUUCAAUUAUACGUCCAUUUUGUUUUAUACACUCCUACAUUUCAGUUGCAUACAUAUUUGUAUGUAGAGCCAAAUAUUGCUUGUUUUUGUUUUUACCAUUCAAUGCAGUACUUAUUGAUGCCUAAUGGAAGGCCUGUAUGUUUUCUUUAGUGAAAAGGGAUAGAUCGCCCAACAUUAAAUAAAUAUCGAUUUGAAAAUGUUCGUAUUUGAACAUUUUCGGUGAACUAUCCCUUUAAGAGCUGAUUCAAUGCUCAUGUCCAUUCCUUUGCACAGUCAGAUGUUUAGCUUUAGGUCUGAGCUGUGAUGAGAGAGGCAGAUUACGUGUGUGUGUUUGCUCUCUGACCUUUCACAGAGUGCCAACCCUGACCCUGUCUGCUUUCAUGCAUUCCUUUUAUGUGGCCAACAAGAUUCAUGAAGUUACCAUAGUAUGUGUGUCACAUCUAAAGCACCUUGUUGAUUUUCUCAUCCUUGAUAGCCCAGUAGGUUGAGUUCCAUUAACAUUCCACAUCACUUCUGUGUCCAGGUGUGGGAGUGUGUGUCUGCUGUUUGACUGGCUGUGUGUGCGCGACUGACCGUGUGUAACUCUUAGCACUUGUCCGUCAGUAUUCAGUCUUAAACUCCUUCAGGAAACUCAAUUUCCCAUGUUGCAGUGUACCUACCCAUGUGUGCAGGGAACGCAUCUGUUACCCACUGUAGAGACUGGAAACCAAGAGAAUGGCCUGGUCCUGAAUCAACCCCUUGGGCCUUCCCCUAACGCCUUCCCCUGGCCCCUAGCUGUCUACCCUUUGAUCCUAGGCCCUAGUUCUUGUAUUAAUGUUGGUUGAUCUAAAGGAAAGGUGGUGGCCUAUCCUUUAUGUCAGGUUUAGGGGACCUUUCGCCAUGCUGCGCACACCUAUCUGAUUAAUUCAGAUCUGCAAACAUCAAAGGGAUAGGGGCAAGGAGUCUUUGGAGUGGAUCAGAGUGCACAGUGCAGACCAUAGCAGAAAUGUUUGCAAUGGAAAACCAAAAACAAGCAUUUCUUAUUGGACAAGUUCGGGUAGUCCAAUCCUGUUUCAGUCGUGUUCUUCUGUUUGGUGCCUAAUGAACAUGACCCCGUGUUUCCCAGCGGCCAUGUUAGGGGUCGGCCAUCUUGGUUGCCUCAGUCCUUCACCCCUCUGAGGGACGGUCUCGUUUUUGUUUAGUUGAUCUAAUUACGUACAUAUGCUAAUUAAGUGAUUCACCGUUUGAUUCAAAGUUAAGCUGUUUUAACAAUAUUGUUUUGUUGUAUCAAGUCCAUUUAUAUUGUAUCAAAGACUGAAUGUAUAUUGUAAAAAAGGUAAUCAUUACAUGUGCUACUUAUACUGAUCUGGAUGAAAAAAAUACUGUGGGAUGAGGUAGAGAACUGUAUAUUAUAUACAUACUUAUAUAGAAAGAAUAUGAUUUAAGCUUGUAGUUUUAAUCUCAGUUUUCAGGUACAAAUGUAUAAUACUGUUACCAUGAUGAUAAAGGCCGGACCAGGUCUACUUUCUCUCCAGGUUUUGUUUGUAUAGAUUCUUUCCCAAUUCUUCUCUGGAAUGCUGAGUUGUGGGUGCAGAGAACAUUGCAUUGAACUCUUUUCAAUAUCUGCUGUUUCUUAGUAAUAAACCCAGACCUGGUAUA
This is a messenger RNA of Coregonus clupeaformis (lake whitefish), 4531 nucleotides long. Its product is annotated as metal transporter CNNM3. NCBI's taxonomy places the organism in Eukaryota, Metazoa, Chordata, Actinopteri, Salmoniformes, Salmonidae. The transcript has 13 exons. Gene Ontology annotation, molecular function: transmembrane transporter activity. The record is from RefSeq and is a predicted model, not a curated record. Gene Ontology annotation, cellular component: plasma membrane. Gene Ontology annotation, biological process: transport; magnesium ion homeostasis. Bases 109 to 2385 code for a protein of 758 amino acids.